AAGCCAGGAAACAUUUAAUACACCGAUUUCCUGUACCGGGGACACCAGCAGUACUUAUAAAUAUCAAGUAUUAGACCUUGUCAUAUUUAUAAGUAUACAAAAUGAACAUACUGAAAAUAUUUUGUUUGUUUUCAGGAUAUUUCUAUACUAAAGCCUCUGUAAAUCUCGCUCUACAUCGACCAACAAUUCAAACAUCAGUGUUUCAAAAUCUGUCCUCCAAUAGAGCAGUAGACGGGAAUUAUGACCUCGAUAUCAAGAAUCUGUCGUGUGCCGUGACCAAGGCAAAUGCCCGCGAAGUAUUUUGGCAAGUCACAUUGGAUCAGAUUUCUAUCAUAAGUCAUAUUCACUUUGUAUUUGAAACAACAAAAGAAAUAGUAAGUAUCUUACGGAACCAUGAGGUGUAUGUAUCAUCCAGUCGUACUGUUAAAACAGGUUACCUCUGUUACAAAGAAGCAAGAAAACAUCCUAGUGGUCUUACCAAUGAAGUAUAUUGCUUAUUAGAAGGGCGCUUUGUUACUUACUACACAAACCAUUUGUAUGAUGGACGAGUGGCGCUUCUGUUAUUGUGUGAAGUUGAAGUUUAUGGUUGUCCGAUUGGUUUCUUUGGACCUGGAUGUAGCGAUAGAUGCAGUAAUAACUGUAGAACUCAGCCAUGCGAACCAGAUUUCGGACGUUGUAUUGGUGGAUGUCAACCAGGAUUCACAUCCGAUCAAUGCAAUAAUGAAUGUGAUCUUGGUUGGUAUGGCAACGGUUGUGCCUUAACAUGCAGUCCAACCUGUCUCAACAAUGACUGUUUUAAUACAAAUGGAACUUGUAAACAGUGUGUCUCUGGUGCUACAGGAGAUAUGUGUGAAGGGGUAACUAAUGGUACAUCAAAUACAGAUACAAACCCGACAGUUCCGAACGAAGGCUUGAUGAAUGAAGCGUUAAUCAAUAGAAACAAUGGAAAGUACCAGAUAACAAUCGGAGUACUUGGUCUGGCUUUGUUGGUUUUAAUCAUUAUGGUGGUUUGUUAUCGAUUCAGAUACAAAAAAAUUGAGAAGUUGAUAGUAGCGACCAACAUAUCAUCACCUACAGACACAAAAUAUCCUAAUUCGGAAGAUGAUCCAAGUUACCACACCUCAGAUCAGGGUCAGCUUUACCCACCGUCAGGACAUCCUAUGACUGAACAAAAGCACAGCAUCACCAAAUCAAAUACAGUUCAUAUUUACGAUUCUCCCAGUACAGAUUCAAAUGACAAAAACUACAAUGCAGUAGAAGGCAAAGGAAAUACUCUGUCAUAUGCAAAUGCAAAAUUUGGAAAAGAUCCAGGACUAGAUUAUGAAGCUUUAAGAAGAGAAGGGAUUUUCCCUAGAGAAAGCCAUCAUAUCUAUGACCCUCUGCACUCGUGAAAUAGUGUAAAAAUUACUAAUGUUAAAUUAGUAAUAUCUUUGUAAUUGAGUAUGACUUUUAAAUCAAUUAAAGAUGAGAGGCAUUUUUCGGUAAUUUUUUGAUAUCGCAAUUGUAUACAUGAAACUGUGACUAGCUAACAAAGUCCUUAACAAUGAAAGUUCAACCAAUGAUUAUUUUUGUUUUAAAGAGCACAAACUAGUAUGCAUAACCUAAUUGUGGAAAUGAUGUUAAGCUACCUAACUUUUAAAAAAAGUACUAUAGUAACGUUUGUCGGAUGACCGCAAGUGGCGGAGGAUCCCACGUAUUUACCUAAAAAAAUAAUCAUAUCUUUAUACCUGAAAGUAAAGUUAAGAUACAUAGAUAUAUAUUUUUUUUCUGAGACAAGAUCCUGCGUAAAUGAUGAAUAAAUGCCAGGUAAUUCGACCUCACACACACCGUACUAACUAUUAUAUUGCAGUGAUUUACUAAUUUUUAUCAAUAUUUGUAUGAUUUAUUGUUAUGUAUUAUAUUAAUAUUUUUAUAGCAGUUAUGUAUAUAGCAGAUCAUCUAAAUAAAUCUGCAAGCAAUUUU
This is a messenger RNA of Mytilus trossulus (common blue mussel), 1962 nucleotides long. RefSeq names its product protein draper-like. NCBI's taxonomy places the organism in Eukaryota, Metazoa, Mollusca, Bivalvia, Mytilida, Mytilidae. The record is from RefSeq and is a predicted model, not a curated record. The transcript is spliced from 8 exons. Gene Ontology annotation, molecular function: scavenger receptor activity. Bases 102 to 1391 code for a protein of 429 amino acids.